Messenger RNA from Tinamus guttatus (white-throated tinamou), 2142 nucleotides. The record is from RefSeq and is a predicted model, not a curated record. Lineage: Eukaryota; Metazoa; Chordata; Aves; Tinamiformes; Tinamidae.
UUUCCCUGAUGUGGAACGAGCAGAGUGGCUGAACAAGGUCCUUGUACAGGCUUGGCCAUACUUCACAACAAUUAUGGAAAAAACCUUUAAAGAAGUUCUUGAACCGAAAAUCAGAGCAAAGCACGUGCGUCUGAAAACGUGCACCUUUACAAAGAUCAACUUUGGCGAGAAGUGCCCUAGAAUUAAUGGAAUAAAAGUCUACACCAAAGAAAUUGAUAGAAGACAAGUUACUCUGGACCUGCAGAUAUGUUACGUAGGGGACUGUGAGCUUCAUAUGGACAUAGCGAAAUUUAAGCUUGGAGUGAAAGGCGUGCAGUUGUAUGGGACGCUGCGGGUGAUACUGGAACCUCUCCUAAAUGAUGCACCUUUUAUUGGAGCAGUGACGCUGUUUUUUAUGCAGAGACCGCACUUGGAAAUCAACUGGACCGGCAUGAGCAACCUCCUGGAUGUCCCAGGGAUUAAUGUAAUGUCGGACUCGAUAAUUCAGGACUUCAUUGCCUCGCGGCUGGUUCUACCAAACAGAGUCACGGUGCCUCUGAAGAAGAACAUGAACAUUGCCCUCCUGAGGUUCCCUGUCCCAUAUGGAGUAGUAAGAGUUCAUCUGCUGGAAGCUGAAAACCUUGUCCAGAAGGACAGUUUCCUCGGUGCCAUCAGGGGAAAGUCUGACCCAUACGCUCUGCUUCGCGUUGGCACAGUGCAGCACCGAAGCAAGACGGUCUCCCGAGAUCUCAACCCCCUCUGGAAUGAGACCUUUGAGUUUGUGGUUCAUGAAGUACCUGGUCAGGAUUUGGAAGUGGACUUGUAUGAUGAAGAUCCAGAUAAAGAUGACUUUAUGGGCAGAGGAGUUCCCUGUAGCACUUUUGACACCCUCUCCUCAUUCUCCCAGAAAAUGCACAAAAUCCCGUGGUUUCCCUUAAGCAAGACAACAAGUGGACACUUGCAUUUGAAGUUGGAGUGGCUUUCGUUAGUAAAUGACCAAGAAAAGCUACAUGAGGAUAAGAAGGGUCUUUCCACGGCAAUUCUGAUAGUCUACUUGGACAAUGCUUUCAACCUUCCAAAAAACCAGUUUGAGUACUCAAAUGGUGAAUAUGGAGCAAAGAAGCUGAAAACUAACAAGUAUCUGAAGAAGAUGGAGCGAGAGCCUUCCUCCUUCGUCCUGCUCACUGUAGGGAACACGACUCAGAAAAGCAAGACCUGCAACUUCAACAAAGACCCCACGUGGGGCCAGGCUUUCACCUUCUUUGUGCACAGCGCUCAGUCCCAGUCCCUGCACGUCGAGGUAAAAGACAAAGAUCGGGAUAGCAUCCUGGGAACUUCAGUGGUGUCUCUGUCCCACCUACUGAAGGACCCAAACCUGACCCUGGACCAGAGAUUCCAGCUGGAUCAUUCCAGUUCAGACAGCUUCAUUAAGAUGAAACUUGUGUUGCGAGCUGCCACGGAGCCGGGCAGCGAGGAGGACGCGGAGCCGCGGCUGUCGGCCGUGCUGCAGAGCAAGGGGGCGGCCGUGCCCACGCGGGCCCUUGUCCAGGAGAUCAGGCUCGCGCCCAGCGUCGCCUCGCUGGCUUCCCUGCCCUCUUCCUGCUUUGACCUGAGCAGCAGCAGCCUGGACAUUCAUAACGGGAGCGCGGUGCCUGUGGGGGAGAUCCAGCUCACGGUGCGCUACGCGGCCGCCCGGCAGAGCCUCGUCGUGCUGGUCAACGGCUGCAGAAACUUAGUGCCCUCUUGUAAUCGCGGAGUAGAUCCCUAUGUUCGCAUAUACCUGCUUCCAGAUAGAAGAUGGACAAGCAGAAAGAAGACCUCAGUGAAGAAAAGGACUCUGAACCCCCAGUAUGACGAAAAAUUUGAAUUUUUUGAAUCUUUGGAAGAAGUUAAGAAAAGGAGCCUUGACAUCGCAGUGAAGAACAGCAGGCCGUUCAUUUCAUUGGAAAAGAAGGAACUGGGAAAGGUGCGGAUUGACCUGUCCCAGGAAGACUUAAUCAAAGGUUUUGCCCAAUGGUAUGAGCUGACAAGAAGCAGACGCACGAAAAGCUGAUUUCUUCUCAUAUGCAUAAGUUACUAAUUUGUAAAGUUUAUACAAAUGUACAUAUCUUUUGUAAUUAAUGUGUUUUGAGCAGUCACUGCAAAUUUGGAGCACUUUCCUAU